AUGUUUUGUUUAUGGUGUGUAACUAGUAUACAUUUUCGCACUACUUUUUUUUUAAAAAGCUUCUCAUCAUUUACGUCUGGUCAACGUUCUGAAAAUUCAAAUGAAUUAAUUCACAUUGUUGGAAAUGGGUUGUCAAUUCAUGGCACAGAUAAUUCCCUAUCAUGGAUUACAUUGUCAACAACAUGUGCUAAUUCCCCAAUUUAUGGGUGGGCAACUGGAAAACAAUCGGACCGUAAAUUCAGUUGUAAUAAUAAUAACAAUAAUAAUGGUGGUGUUAUUCAAAGUAACAAUGAUUUUGUUGAUGAUAAUGCACAUUCUAAUGUACCAGUCCCCAUUCAAUGUAGAACAAUUGGUGGUUUGCAUAAAAAAAACUUAGAGAUAUGUACAGCACUCACUGUUCCAACCGCAUCCUUGGAUUGUAAUUCCAAACCUAAAUAUCAUAUAUGGCUGAUUGGUCGUGGUGGUUCAGGAGAUUAUCUAAAUUCCGAUGAUUCUUCAUUAUCAGUAAAUCGUGGUUAUCUUGGACAAGUGCACAUAUUUGAACCAACAAAAUUCACUCAACCUAUUAAUAGUUUUGAUUUAGAUAAUGGUUUCUUGCCGACAGCAGCUGUUUAUGUAAAAUACAAUGAAGCUGCAUCAACUGCACCAUCCUCAAUUGAAUUAACCUCAAAUCAUGAAUACACUGAAUUUACAUGGGAUAUCGAUGAAUCUUAUGAUAAUAAUAGUAGUAGUAAUAUGAAUGAGACAAUUUGUAAUAAGAAUAAUGAUGGUUGCGUAAUUGUAGCAUCAAAUGAUGGACGAUUUCUAGUUUAUAGAUUAUGUUAUAGCAUGAAGUCAACCAGUUCGUCUGAUGUGGCCGGAAAUAAUGACGAUAAUAAUAGUAAUUAUAGUGAGCAAAUUGUUUCAAGUCAUUUCAAUGUUGUUGGCUUACCACAAUUAAUAUAUCGAUUUAAAACAAAUAGUCAAGGUUUAGUGGCUAAUGGGAUGAUUUCACGUGAUAAUUAUGUGUGUAUUGGUCUAUUCAAUUCAUUUGGUACAACUCAUAUUGUUUGCUUUCAAUGGCCAUUAACAUUUAUGCAAAAUCAACAUAAUCAUACCGUAAAUACAUCAUCUUCAAUGAUUACUUCUACAUCCAACAAAAUACAAACAAAACAUAAACUCAUUAAUUUACCGUAUGAAUCUUUAUCAACUGGUCCGUUAAUUAUGGCUUCUUCGUUUUCAUCCUCCACGUCGUCUUCUUCUAAUCCUUGUUCUACUGUGAUUGAGAAUAAUAUUUCUUCAAUAAAUGACUAUAUUUGGCUUGGUACAGCUGGUGGUGGUCAUUGUUAUUGUUUAGACGUCCAAUCUGGUGAUUUUAUAACAAGUUUAGCAUUACCAAAUGAAACUCCAUGUCUACAUGCAAUAUGCAUUAAACCGUCUACAACAGGAUUGGCCGACAUUGUUUGGUUAGCUGUAUCUGGCAAUCCUACAAUUUGUGCAUCAUGUGAGAAAAUUUCAACAUCUACAACCGAUAGUAAUCGUAGUAAUAUUAAUAAUAAAGACAUUGAUGAUGAUGUUAUCGUUAAUCAGAAAAAGUGUCAACAUAUUGUAAAUAGUGGAGUAAGUGUUGGAAUGGCACGUCUAUUAGGAUGUUGUCCUAAACAAAAGUGUAUUCUACGUCAAAUUGAUUUAACCAAUUCAUUGUCUUCAAUGUUAGAUAUGGAAAAUGUUACAGAUCCGAUUGAUUUAACUAUAUGUCGUCUACUUAUUAUACCACUGACUAGUGAUCAUGAAAUAUGGUUUGCUACUCGUUCUGGUCUUAUUGCUCGUUUACAUUUGGAUUACUCCAAGUAUAAACAUUCAUCAAAUGAGGUUGAAUUGUCCAAAACUUCUUCAAUAACAAUCAGUUGUCAUGGUUAUCGACGUCCUGUAUGCAAUUUACUAUUAAUUCAUCAAAUUUGUCAAAAAGCAAUUAACAAUGAAGAUUUGAGUUAUUUAAUUGUAUCAGUUGGACAUGAUUAUGUUGAUCUGAGACAAUUUCAAGAACAAUAUGAACAAAAAGAUGAACAACAAACUCAUCUUCCAGUUGAUCAAAUUUCUAGCAUGAGAAUUCAUGUUAAUCGUUCACGUCAAAUGGGUUCAGGUGCUCAUGCUAUUGUUUGGAGACUAACCGAUUUAUCCCAUUAA
This is a messenger RNA of Schistosoma intercalatum, 2166 nucleotides long. NCBI's taxonomy places the organism in Eukaryota, Metazoa, Platyhelminthes, Trematoda, Strigeidida, Schistosomatidae. The record is from the annotation of a GenBank genome assembly.